CCCAUGCCUGGGAAGUCCCACCCUUUAAGACCCUUGAGAGCUGCACAGGGCUUUGGCGACUUUGAUAAAAUUGAUGUGUAUCAGUCGAGUGAGUUGGUGUAUGUGAGAGGUCUAAGGAGAUACGAGGACAAGGAGGAGGAGAAGGCGGAGUACCUGUGUAUUGCGAGGCAGGCUGCACAUGUCAGCUCGAGGCCCCUUGUAUAUGCUACUGAUACCGAUAUAAGGACCUCGUCGGACAAACGACUUGCUAGUGACAUACGGGCAGUGGUGGGGUUAAUCCAACUUCUUCAAGGAUACUAUCUAGUGGUUGUCUCGGAGGCCCGACCAGUGGGGUGGAUCGGUGGUCGAGGCUGUCACCAAGUGUGGAGUACUGAGAAGACUAUAUUGAUACCAUUGAAGAGUAGUAGUAACAACCAUGACAACAACAACAACCAGCAGCAGCAGCAGUAUUCUAUUGGUGGUGGGGGUAGUAGUAGUAGUACUAAUACGGGUUCUAUACUACAUCAACGUCAGCUGGCUAAGGAUGAGCGUAGGCUUAUCGAUUGGAUCCAGGAUAUGCAGGCGGGUAGAGGCUACUACUUUUGUCAUACAUACGAUAUCUCACGCAGUGCCCAGGCUAAUAUCGCGGAAUCUUCUCUGUCCCGUUUUGUGUGGAACUGGACGCACAGCGAAGGUUUCCGUAAUCAUUCUGACUGGCGAGUUCAGCAAUGGUAUGUACCCAUCAUCUACGGGUAUUUUGCGGCGCGCGAAAUAUCUUCUCUAUCUCGAGUACUGAGCAUAAUCCUCAUAGGUCGGCGGUCUCGCUUCUAUGCAGGGACUCGGUACAGGAAGCGAGGCAUUAACGCUGAUGGUGAUGCGGCUAAUGAGGUUGAGACAGAGCAGAUGCUUAUUGAUCUCUCUACUGGAGGGAUAGGUCGUCACCCUCUGAGUAGCUUUGUUCAAGUUCGCGGUAGUGUGCCUGUAUUUUGGAUGCAGGACCAGAACCAGUUGGGCCUGAUGAAGCCUAAGCCUCCAAUACGCUUUCACAGGACUGAUCGGAAUAAUACGGCUUCAAAAAGGCACUUCUCGGGGCUCUUUGGGAGGUAUGGCGGCCCAAUACUGGUGGUCAAUUUGAUGCGGCAUGCUGAGAGGAAGGGGGAAGAAGAGGAGGAGGAGGAGGUAGAAGAGAAGAAAAGUCCUUUUGAGGGGCGUCCGCCACGCUCGCUGUCCACUGUUGAGAAUGAACAGGAGUUUAUGCUGGGUUCUCGCUAUCAGCGUACGGUCACUGCCUUGAACGCUGACCUCCCACCACCACUGAAGAUACGAUACAUAGUCUUCGAUCUGAAGGCCUAUAGUAAAUACUUGGCUGGUCAGGCUAGGCUCAAGAGAGGCGUUCGGCAAGACUUGGUUGAUCAUCUAGGAAUAUUAUCAGAGUGGUUGGCCUUGUCUACAGGAUGGCUCUGUCUGGACACCAAGGGCGAAGGGGUUAGAAGGUUCCAAAGUGGCGUGGCGAGGGGUAGCUGUGUGGACUGCCUUGAUCGGACCAACGUCUUCCAAUACCACCUGGGGUAUGCAGUACUGUGCUUUCAGUUGAGGGAACAAGGCUUUAUAGGACUACCUGAGGCGGGAGAGCCGCCACCACUGAUGAUGAUGAGAGAGCUUACUCGUAUUUAUGAGGAAAUGGGAGAUCAAUUGGCGUGGCAAUAUGCUGGUAGUGAGGCUCAUAAGAAGUAUGCAUAUAUUAUUGGUUUAACUCGCUCCUUUCAAAGGGAUCAGCAACCCGCGGCCUUCAACGGCAGCAAUCAACGACUGACCCGCUUACCUUCUUAUCAAGACCGUCCUGAUUCCGAUUGGCCUGGCUUGGCAGCCCGCAGUAGGGAUCUUCUCAUAUCACUACAUCGCCAUUAUGCUAAUAAUGUAUCAGAUCAGGAGAAGCAGCAUGCUGUGAAUCUCUUCCUAGGUCUGUAUUCUCCUGUAGGGGCUCUGCCUAGGCCUUGGAGUAACGCCGACUGUGAUGUGGAUGCGUUUGUGCAUCAUAAGCCUCUUUGUGAUGAUCCUAUGGAUAGUCAUAUUGAAUGGUGGACUCUACCUUUACACACUUUCAAGAGGGCAGCGAACAUACACCUAGUUCAGGCUCCCGGCCACAACCCGCCGUGGUUUGAUUAUCUUCCAGAUGGUGGUCUUGGUAUUCAGCGGGAAGAGGCUGCAGGGGCGACUGGACGUACUUUUGAUGAUGUCUAUGAUGUUGCGACUCUCUCCAGAUUUGACGACUUGCACCCUCCAUUGCGCUCUUGCUCCUUUAUCGACGUCGUGCCCAGGGGGACUGUUACUGGGAUCCGUCGGGAAGACGAUGCACGCACAGAGAAGGAUAUCUUAGGCUCGGAUGCACUGCAUACCAUCACACUGACUCCAUUCCAGGCUGGGGUAACUGUCAACGAUCAUCGCUGCGAAGAAGAGCUGCUGCAAGCUGCAGUGAGGUUGGAUACUGGGAAUCGUAGUGCAAGGGAAGUUGAGGAGAUCCUACUAGGUCGUAUGGUGGAUGAGGAUCCCCUUGAGGAAGGGUGUUUAGACAGACAAGCUUAUGAGGAGUACUGUGACCUAGGCAAGCUGAGCAGGAUGGUGAAUGCAUUCCUGCUAGCCCCUCCGGGUGAGAAGGAGGCUCUAGUUGAGCAUUGGUGUAUGGAUGAGGACGUCGGUAGAGUUAUGGCCAUACCACGGCGUCAAGGUGAGAUCGAAGACGCUCUGCCGGAAGUAACCAGUGAUAUGAGGAUAUUGCGCGAUAUGAUCGCUGCAGAGACGACUGCACCCAACAAGCCGAUUGAUUCCUGAGUAUUUCAGAAUCAAGACUGGUACCAGAAAUAUCAUAUCAUCAUCAUGUGAAAUACGAUAAUACGGGA
Perkinsus marinus ATCC 50983 is the source of this 2876-nucleotide messenger RNA. RefSeq lists its product as hypothetical. Gene Ontology annotation, molecular function: phosphatidylinositol-3,5-bisphosphate 5-phosphatase activity. The record is from RefSeq and is a predicted model, not a curated record. NCBI's taxonomy places the organism in Eukaryota, Perkinsozoa, Perkinsida, Perkinsidae. The transcript has 4 exons. Gene Ontology annotation, cellular component: intracellular membrane-bounded organelle. Bases 4 to 2808 code for a protein of 934 amino acids. Gene Ontology annotation, biological process: phosphatidylinositol dephosphorylation.